Molecule: messenger RNA, 729 nt
Organism: Capsella rubella
Lineage: Eukaryota; Viridiplantae; Streptophyta; Magnoliopsida; Brassicales; Brassicaceae
Product: putative glycine-rich cell wall structural protein 1
Exons: 2
Coding region: 1-729 (242 amino acids)
Source: RefSeq, a predicted model, not a curated record
AUGGAGAUAUUGGUGAGAAUGUCAAGCUUUGUGAUGCUCUUGUUAGUUUCUAGUGCGGUGUUGUUGCUGUUGAGCUCAAGCUCUGUUCACGGGUUGAGGUAUGGACCCGUGAAGAGGUUCUUUGAUAGUAGUGAUCAAUCUUCCGUUUUGGAUUCCAACAAAACGUUUCAAAGUGAGCAAAUUAAAAAAGCUCGAAGAAUGCAACAAGGUAACGUAGAAGGAGACUGUGGAGAUUGUAGCGGUGGAGAUGAAAGUUUUAGUGGUUGUAAUGGAGCAGGAGGAAGUCCGGGAGAAAGCGGAAGAAGGGGUCGUGGAGGAGGAAGACGCCGAGGAAGAAAUGGCAAAGGAGAUGGGAAAGGACAAGAUGAUCACAAUGGUGGAAAAGAAGAUUGUAAUGACCAUAAGAAGAAGAAAAGAGAUGAUAGUAACAACGGUGAUGGUGUUGGGAUUGGUAUUGGUAUAGGUGUAGGAAGUGAACCUAGCCCUGGAUCCGGAGGUGAACCUAGCCCUGGAUCAGGAGGUGGUGGAGGUGGAGGUGGAGGAGGUGGUGGUGGAGGCCUAGGAGAUGGAUAUGGAUAUGGCCGUGGAUGGGGAAGUGGAUAUGGAGGCGGAGGCGGAGGAGGAUGGGGAUGGGGAGGAGAUAGCAACGGAGGAGGAUGGAUUCCGGGAAACGGCGGUGGUUGUUGGUUUCCCGGUUGUGAUAAGAAGUCAACGAAAGGUCAACAUUAA